Molecule: messenger RNA, 1599 nt
Organism: Penicillium nucicola
Lineage: Eukaryota; Fungi; Ascomycota; Eurotiomycetes; Eurotiales; Aspergillaceae
Product: putative general amidase
Exons: 3
Coding region: 1-1599 (532 amino acids)
Source: RefSeq, a predicted model, not a curated record
AUGAGUGCCCCCAGCUGGCAACAGAGAGCCGAGGCCAAACGGUCCGAGGUAGCGGCCAAGAUCCCCACAGAAUGGCAGGUUCCCAAGUCCAUCCUUGAAAAGGACUCUUCGCCAUUCGAUAUUCCCCGGGAAUCUGGAAUACUGAGCGAGCGUGAGAUUGCUAUCACCGAGGAUCAUGAUGCCACCGAUUUGGUCCACAAAUUGGCAUCGAGGGAAUACACUUCUCUUGAGGUGACAACUGCCUUUGCCAAGCGGGCUGCAAUCGCACAGCAACUGACGUCCUGCUUGACGGAAAUUUUCUUCGAUGUUGCCCUGCAACGCGCGAAGGAGUUGGACGAACACUUUGAAAGGACUGGCAAGACUGUCGGGCCUUUUCACGGCCUGCCAAUAAGUAUCAAGGAAUCUUUCAGCGUGACUGGGAUCCAAACAACCUUGGGUUUCGUCUCAUUCUUGGACCGUCCUGUAUCAGAGAAGAACUCUGCUUUAGUUGACGUUCUACUCGCAGCGGGUGCUGUCUUAUAUGUCAAGACCAACAUCCCUCAAACCAUGAUGACGGCUGACUCGCACAACAACGUGUUUGGUCGAGUUCUCAAUCCGUACGGCAAAGACAUCACCGCAGGAGGUAGUAGUGGAGGCGAAGGCUGUCUCGUUGCGUUGCGAGGAUCUCCCCUUGGGGUCGGUACCGAUAUUGCAGGCUCAAUUCGCAUUCCUGCUCUGUGCUGUGGCCUGGUGGGAUUCAAGCCAACUGUCGGGCGUGUUCCAUACGGCGGGCAAACAUCGGCAGCUCGGCCGGGAAUGGUUGGUAUUGCCCCGACUGCAGGCCCUCUUUGCCGCUCUGCUCGAGACGCAGAGCUCUUCUUGCGGGUCGUAUUCAACUCGAAUGCUGCAGACCUCGACAACGGUGCCCUGGGAAUUCCUUGGAUUGAGCAAAACCCUAGCUCAACUCUCACCAUCGGCAUCAUGCCUGAAGAUCCAGCACGUCCCAUGCACCCUCCUAUGAAGCGUGCAUUGGCAGAGGCGGCACAGAAGCUGAGCGCAUCUGGACACCGAGUCGUGAGCUUGGACAAGGAAAUGAAGUUUAUAGCCAGGGCGUGUGAAGUUUCAUGGGAAUACUUCUCAUUGGAUCCUGACCGAACUCCCCUUGGUCAUAUCGCCAAAGGGGGCGAACCCCAUAUACCUUCCCUUCACUUCACGUAUAACUUAGAGGAAGUUGGCCCGGAGCCAAAUCUCCGCAAGCUGUUCCAGCUGAAUGUUUCUAGGGAUGAGAUUACAGCUAAAAUGCGACAGCUAUUUGUGGACAAUCAAUUAGACGUCAUUUUGGGUGCUGGAUAUCAAAGCUGUGCAGUUGAACAUGACGCAUAUGGGUUGCCACUUUAUACAGUGUUGGCAAAUCUUGUUGAUUAUCCGGCUUGCGUGCUUCCCAUCGGUAGUGCAAAUAAGGCCGCAGACAAAGCGUUUAUCAGAGAAGUUGAUUAUGUGCCAUCUUACCAGCCUCGAUUGAUCGAAGGUGCGCCUUGUCAUGUUCAAGUCAUCGGCAGAAAGUUGAAAGACGAGAGUCUUAUGCAUGCAGUCUCAACAAUCGAGCGGGCUUUCCAGUAA